UGUCCUCUGUUGCAGUGUAUCUUAACAAGCCAUUAGAAUUGUAAGGUAUAAUAUAUUUAUUUACCAACGUAUGAAGCGUAUUUAAAGGUUUAUAAACAAUCUUGAGUACAAUAAAAAUACUAUCAACAUGGAAGUUGCUCCGAUGGGUAAUUUGCCUUGUAGCAAAGAACUUUGGUCUAUAAUAUCAGCCACAACGUGUUGUUGUGCUAGUGAUACUGUUGAAGAUGAAAUAAACAAUAGUACCAUAUUACUCAAGAAAGGGCUCCAAUUUUUCAAGCCGUAUACAGAUGAAUCGUUACAAAGUAUUUCUAAGAGAAAUCCUCCUCCUCUUGCUCAGAUGUAUGAUUUGAUUAGUAGAUUAGCCCCACUUCUUAACUUGGAUGUUACGAUUACUUGGGAUCUCGUAUGCAAUUUCGUCUCCUAUGAAUACAGAAAUUGCGCCGAGACUUUUGCAUCGCAGCUCUCCGACCUCACUUCCAUGAAAAUCCUAAUCGAUGAUAUUUGGAGUUUUUACUACUCCGAGAGGGUGACCUUGAUAAAAUGCCUGAAGCUCAUGAUCGAAUAUAAAGACAAUAAAAGGCAUCCUCAUCACAAGGAAUUUGCCAAGUUUUUCGAUAAAAUUCUGAUGAGAGAUCUCUUUGAGUCUAUACGAAAGCAGAUCGAGACAUUGAAAUUCGUAAGCGCGCCUGUACGAUCGCCAUUAUGUACAGAAGAUCAUUUGCACAGAUUAUACAAUAGCACACUGGUCGAAAUGCGUGAGCUGCUUCAUAUACUGACUGUGAUUGUACAUGACAUUCAUGUCGCCGAUAAUGAUUUCCCCAAAUUUUACGGAAGUAUCGGGGGUGAACCUAGACGUUUAGCAAGUACAAAGAGUCACGAGGACAAGGAAGCUAUAAUUAAAAAGAUCGAAGAGAUACAGUACAGUCAGGUAGCCUUACUACUUGUAGCUAUGGACGUCAGGAAGCACACUGCUAUGGAAAACUGGAUAACUAACGUAAGAGGCAAUAUGCAGGAAACCUUUGAACGCAAGUGCGUCCGUGAAAAUUUACCGCAGGACGGGCCGUUGCUUCUGUCAUGGAUGCUGGCUAAUUACGCGAUCGAUCCGGAUAACAUAGAUGUGUUAAAUCGCUUCAGACCUUUCGGCAUCAAGGCCAUACAGCUCGACGUGUUUCACUACCUGAAAGAUUUACUGAACUCCGAGAUGAUUCAAGAAGAGACCCACUAUGCCGAAGUGGCGCGAAGCAGCGUUUACAAUCUUCUCACUUUGGUGUGUGCCUUCAUCGACGAGGAUCGGCUGAGCGCUUUAAACGGCAUCUUCGACGCGAUGGCCGCUGCCGUCAAGUUUCCGGAAUGCGCGGCUCGAUUCUGGGACGAGCGGGACGAGGGUUUAUGGCCGAUUUACAAAGUUGCCGCUGAAUUGUAUCCCUACAAGUUCGAGCCUUUAACCAGCAUAGCUAUCGGUCUGGCAUCCACGACCGUUGCGAGCGCCGAGAAGAUCGCCUCGGAAUUGGACAAUCUGCCAUCGCUGACUAUAGAGAUUCCCCGGCAGAGAGAUUGCAGCAAGCCGCUACAGCCGUACGAAGCGGAAUGCGUAAUUCAAAGGAACUCCUUUACCAUACCGGACAAUUGUGUUCGCGAGAACAUCUUCGUGCUGUCGAGCGAGAAGGAAGUGGUCUUGUUUCGUACCAAAGCCAACUAUUGGGAUGCUCUGCAUCAUAAGAUCGAGCAGUUGUUUUCUCAAGCGAGCGGCGGGAUCGCGAACAUCAGCGCGGUGAUGACCGACUUGCCGGAGAACGUUUGUCAGGGCCUGAGACUGCUGGAAGCGCUACUGGCCAAAGACAUGGAAAUACCGCUGAGCAUGGUGGCUCCCACGGAGCUGAGUUUCGAAAUCGUCAACCGGUUCUCGUAUCCGGCGCUGCCGAGGAACCUGUACAAAAUCAUCGCCGUGUGCAUCAGUCUCUCGUCCAGGCUGGUCCUGAGGUACCCCGAGGAUAUCCUCCUGCGUAUGCGGUCGGGUGUUUACCCCAAAUUCAACAACUGGUAUCAAAAGCCGGCGGACUUCGCGGAAGCGAUCUCCUUCGACGGCGGUCUCGUGGCGUCCUGGCUCUCCGGGAUAGAAACCAUCGAGCACACUUAUCCCAUUCUGCGUGCUUUCCUGGAAACCCUGUACAAUUACCUGAUCGCCAAGCAUAGUAAAGAAGCUAUGUAUACGAUCGAGAUACCGGGCAUGGUGUUUCUGCUGCAAGGUGUGCUACCCAAGCUGGACUCGUGGUACUUCGAGUCGAACGCCGAGAGGAUCGACCUGUGGCUGAAGAGUAUGUUCUGUAUACAUCGCGCUCUGGACUCGGCACUGCCCAAGAACGACAUCCGUAACGAGUUACAGCAUGUAGUGGUGUACAGCCUGCUCUACUUGGAGCCGCGUCACGCGCUGCUCAAGUUAAUACGGACCGGUGAACGGACGUUGCACAACAAAAUGAUAACCGAGACAGAUUGGAUCAGCGGGAAAGGCUUCAAGACUACCAAGAGCGUGGAGCUGGCCCUGUCGAUAGUGAACAGACUGCUGAUGUUCAGGAAGUCCCUGGGUCUGGAGCCGCGCGACAGAUCGCCCCUCGAGAUCGCCCUUUAUUCCUCCCCAUUGGUACCGAACGGGCUCUUGAUAGUGCCGACCAUCGUCAAUUACCUGUACGUUUGGUUCAGCCCGUCGUUGCAGAAAAUGGCGGUCAGACUGUUGAAGAAGUUCGCGGAGGAGUUCUCCAUGUCGCUGCUGGUCUGCAUGGGGAUGGACGGCACGUCCAUACGCGAGACCUUCGCGUUCCGGCUGACGUUGCCGACGUGCGCGAUCGAGGUGAAGGUCGCCAUUCUGGAACUGGUGGCCGUGUGCUUGGAGAAGCAACCCGGCCUGACCGAAGCCCUCUUCAACAUCAUGCACCAAGCGGAAUGCAAGAGGAUCUUCCCACGUCCGGCCGAUGAGUUUCUCACGGAGGGCUGCAGCCAGUUCUUGGACUCGUAUUUGGAACGCGUGUACAAGGAGGACGACAUCGUGUGCGACAAGCUGUACGACAGCACGAUGACGGUGAUGCGCGCCAUGUGGUAUCACAGGAACGAGAUCCUCGUGAAUUUCUUCCGGAAGCGUGAGAAGUUCUGGAGCUACCUGUUCGCCCCGCUCUUCAAGGCCCUCGUGCCCGGCGCGAAGGGUUACUCCCAAUUGUUGGACAUAAUCACGCUGGAACUGUACAAGAGCCCGUUGCUCGAGAAUAACUUCUCGAAGAAUCUGAAGGAGCUCCUGGACAAGUCUCAGGAUUAUUGGAAGAAGCUGGCGAUGUACGUUCUCUACACCGACGAGCGCUGCAGGGCGGCCGAGGAGGAUCGGCGUUGCAAACACGCGGACCCGUUGUACGAGAUCAACUUGGAGUCGUGGUACCACUUCAUCGUCAUGCUCACCGACGACCGGACAGCCAAGAACUACCCGAUCAACGUGUCCCAGGCGCACCUUCUCAGCCAGCUCGCCCUGGACUCCUUGCUGGAGCGUGUGAAGGAACCGGACAGCAGCGGCGGCAAGAUCCCGAUGUUGUUGGCCUCCUUGUCUCUGAGGUGCAUCACCUCGUGGAAGCAGAUGUGCGUCGGCGACUCGAGGAUCUUCAAGGCCAGACUGUCGCAGCUCACGCAGGAGGUGGCCCAGACUUAUCGCGGCUUCGGCAAGGCUCUGCGACAGACGCUGAUCUCGUUGCUCCUCGGCUGCGUGCAGCUGGUGAAGAGCACCUUGGCCGAGGACUCGGCGAGCCUCGAGUACCUCUUGGCGCACUCCUGCACGAUCGCUUUCAGCGAAUUGGAGGAGCUGAAGGACGCCGCUCGCCGGCUGGAGCACCGGAAGCAGCAGCUUCUCUCCGUCGAGCUCAAGACCGACGAGAAGGACACGCAGAAGAAGGCCGACUACAACAACGCGGAGGCGCUGCGCGGUAUGCGGGAGAGUCUGCCGGCGACCUUGUCCAUCUGUCUGGUGACGCAGCUGCUCCGUUCCUACGUCGAGCGCAGCUCGGGCUCCAAGAGCCGGAGAGCCAAUUGCGUGCAGCUCCGUCAGAUGAUACCCGAGCUGAUGGCCUGCGUCGGCAACACAUUACAGAAGUACCCGUACCUCAAGUUUAGCACCGCCGCCUUGAGCCUUCUCGGUGUGAUAUCGCGUUCCCCUUACUGUCCCGUUAACGACAACGACAUCACGAAGCUAUGGCUCGGCCUGAUCCCGCCGGCGGACAUCGGCAACAGCAUGCUCGACUCCUUGUACGACGACUCGGCGAACGGUAGGUGGCGCUGCCAAGACUGGUGGCCGCUCUACACGCUCGGUCUAGAGUUCCUCAUCGGCCUGGUCACCAGCGAGACGCACAUGAUUUACGCCGAGCACGUGGCCCUCUUCUUGAACUCCCACGAGCACCAGCUGAUGGUCGUGUCGACGUUGCUGAGGCACACCGCCGAUCUGUUGGCCGCCGAUCUGAUACAAUCGCUGGCCGCUCUCAUUCACGCCAUAGCCACGCAAACGUACAUCUGGAACGCGAUUCAGCCGGGCGUGCGCGACACGCUGAUCAAGUGCAUGUAUCUGGCCUACGACAGCACGGUGAACCUGCUGCUGAGGCCGCGGAUACUCAAGUUCAUCAUCGACGGCAUCAGCGUGGAGAGCGCCGAGGAGCUCGAGUCCUGCGACAAUCGACUGCCGAGCGGCGAGCUGAAGCUGCUGGUCAACAAGCUGAUCGUCAUCAACACCACUUGCGCCCUGACCUUCGUCCACUUCUCGCCGAAGCUGAACACCCUCGUGGACACGAUCUACACUCAGGAUUACUGGUACACGCCGAUGGCGGAGAUGAACUUCGGCCCGCCGCAGAUGAGCAUGAGCUCCGGCCCGCGGCUCACUUACGGCACGAUCAUCAGCUCGACCCAGCUGUUCACUCAGGCCCUCCACUCUCGCUCGCAGCCGACGGUCUCGCUGCCGGCGGCCGCCUCGCAGCCCGGACGGGAGGACAAGACGGACUCGGCGAAGAAGGAGUGGGAACGCGCCGCGCCGGAGAACCUGCGGCGCAUGCACACCAGCAAGGAUCUGCGCAGGAUCAUUCACGCGGCCUCGGCCUCCACGUCCAGGACGUCCGCCGGUAUCGGCGGGGAGUUCCUCGGCUACGUCAGCGGCCUGGACGUCACCGUGCCGUUGCUCAGCAGUCCCAGGCUGGUGCGCCGCCCGUACGACCCGCUGAUAUGCGAGAACACCAUCCUCUCGAGGGCGACCGCCCUGGCGACCGGCAGACACGUCGCGAAGAGCAGCGGCGGGCCUGGCAACGGUAGUCCGAACAUCGCGAGGAACCAUCGCUUCAGCGACCCGUGGUUCGAGUCCAUGGACGAGAACAACACGCGACUCGCGCUGGAGAUCAACCUGAUCCUCAUACUGUCCCAGGCGUUGGAGGGCGUGAAGAGCCCCAGGCUCGCGUUGCGCGACCGUCAGCUGAUAGCGCGCGAGACCGCCACCGAACUGGGGGUCUUCUUCGAUUUCCUCGAGCACCGCGGCACCCCCGAUAUCUGGCAGGUGAAGGGCUCCUUGAUAGACGCCGACACCAAGAGCUCCAGGACGAUCCAGAGCACGGGCGACCUGGCGCAGACGUAUCUGCCGGCGAGGCUGCGGGGGAACAGUACCGUCGACAAGGCACCGGUGUGCUCGCCCGAUCAUCGCGAUCACUCAUCCGCGGAGAUGACACCGGAGAAGAGGCUGGACGACAGUAUCCUCACUACCGGCGCGUUCAAGGCGAACGUCAGCAGCGUGCAGUUCCUGCCGCUGAUGGGCAAGUUGCUGAAGACGGUCGUCGAGUCCUUGGACUCGGCGCAGUUCCGAUAACGGUCGUGAGAUCGCGCUUUUGGAAUACGGAAGCUUGCAUCUUCCUUCCGGAAAGAAGUCUCGACAUUCCAAGGCUGCGUCCCGCGUUCGAUCACAGAGCGUUCACCCGGGCUUCUUUCUCUGCUGAACGCAGCCAUCUUCAUAAAAUUACAAGUCAGCCAUUCUGCCGAAGGCGCUUUGCGGUUACUUCGAGACGUUCACAAGUGUUAGUCGACAAUAAUGAGUCGUGAUAAAUAUGUUAAUGUCUCUGUUAUCUCG
Dinoponera quadriceps is the source of this 6124-nucleotide messenger RNA. RefSeq names its product nucleoporin NUP188 homolog (gene Nup188). Gene Ontology annotation, molecular function: structural constituent of nuclear pore. The transcript has 6 exons. Bases 128 to 5866 code for a protein of 1912 amino acids. Gene Ontology annotation, cellular component: nuclear pore inner ring. The record is from RefSeq and is a predicted model, not a curated record. NCBI's taxonomy places the organism in Eukaryota, Metazoa, Arthropoda, Insecta, Hymenoptera, Formicidae. Gene Ontology annotation, biological process: RNA export from nucleus; protein import into nucleus.